Ananas comosus (pineapple) is the source of this 629-nucleotide messenger RNA. RefSeq lists its product as uncharacterized. NCBI's taxonomy places the organism in Eukaryota, Viridiplantae, Streptophyta, Magnoliopsida, Poales, Bromeliaceae. The transcript is spliced from 3 exons. Bases 7 to 333 code for a protein of 108 amino acids. The record is from RefSeq and is a predicted model, not a curated record.
UGUGACAUGCUCGGUAAGCUGCCAUCCUGCCAGAUAAUUCCUCGUAUUUUUGCACUACGAAGCUUCUGCUGCUAUCCUGGAAUAUUGUUGUUUUGUGUAAAUUGGUAUCAUUCUUACAAGUUCUGCUGUAAGCUGGAUGAGCGAGAAAUGUUCUUCUUCCUUUUUGAUAUUCACAGUCACCGAUCGUGUUUCUACACGACAAGGAUCUCCUGGUUUCGGGAUCGGAGAGCCACAGAUUUUAAGCAGUUGAGCUUGAGGAUGUGCGGCCAAGCGCUUGUGGUCUAUACAUUUACCGAGGUAAAAAUGAGUGGUGAGGGUUGGGAUGCUGUGUGAGGUCGCGGUAGAUGGAACCUCGGUAGCUUCCCUCGUUUGUAAACCCAUCUUGUGAAAUCUCGAGUUUUAUAAAUUCGUAAACCUUUAUUAGCUGCUUCUUGUUAUUGUGAUGUAGUUGUAGUUUCAUAAUGUCAGAUGUAACCUUGAAGUUUUGGAUUUUUAUUAGUUUUGAUUUUCUCGAGGUAAAUGAAUGUUGGAUUCGGUUUUCAGGCUGUAAUAGUAGCUUAGACUUUUUAUAUCGCUCUCUACCUAUUGUGGAUGGAAUAGUUGUGGGAAUAGUUGUGAUUGUUUCUCUA